GGGGGUCCUUGUAGCCUCAGCAGCUAGUUCGGCCGGUGUGAGCCUGAGCAUCCUUCCAGAAAGAGCCCGGAGCAGCUAACCGACUCGGACUGCGCUCGCUCUGCUCCCCUUCAAUCUGCCCGCACACGAGCUCUCUGAAGACAAAGAGUUUAAAGAUGCCUUCAGCUAUGGUUGGCAACAGUGCUGUCCAGUCUGUCACUCCAGACCUGGGGAAUGGAAGUCAGUCUGAGGCCAUGAAGCAGGUUCUUGGUGUGAUGGACAAGAAGGUUCGCAAUAUGGAGAAGAAAAAGUCCAAACUUGAUGACUACCAGGCAAAGAAGAAUAAAGGAGAAAGCCUGAAUCAAGAUCAGUUGGACGCCUUGACGAAGUACCAAGAGAUCACCUACAAUCUUGAGUUUGCUCGAGAAUUGCAGAGAAACUUCAUGGCAUUGGGCCAAGAGAUCCAAAAGGCAGUGAAAAAGACUGCAAGACGGGAACAGCUCCAGCGAGAGGAGAUGGAGCAGCGGCGGCUGAAGACGGUUUUGGAGCUUCAGUUUUUACUGGACCAGUUGGGGGAUGAGAGCGUCAGACAAGACCUUAAACGACCCGAUGCCACUGGUUCCCCUCUGCUCACUGAUGCCGACCUCACCUCCCUUGAUGAGUUUUACAAGCUCGUUGGACCUGAUAGGAACUAUGACGUCAGGUUGACUGACCAAUAUGAAGAAGCCUCAACUCACUUGUGGGAACUGCUUGAGGGCCAUGACAAGGCUGUGGCAGGGACCACAUAUAAGUCACUGAAGGACAUUCUGGACAAAGUGCUGCUCAGUGGUUACUUUGACCGAGCCCAAACUCAUCAGAAUGGGACGUGUGAGCAGGAAGAGGAACCAGAGGAGCAGAUUGUGGUGGCUGAGUCCAACGCUGGGGAGCAGCUAUCAGAACCUGAAGGAACAGCAAGUGAAAAAUACACCCCCCCAAUUAAAGUGGAAACCACAGAGUUUGUAAACAGACAGUUCAUUCCAGAAGCUUCGUACAGCAGCACAGACAAAGAACAAGUGGAGGAGUGGACAGUGGAGGCUCAGAUGGUCAAUUCCAUCCAGCAGCAGCCCCCAGCCCAGCUGACACCAGAGCCAACUGUUCCCAUGAACUGUGACAGCCCCCCUCCCAACGCUGACCCUGUGGUCAGAAAGCAGGUAGUGCAAGACCUCAUGGCCCAGAUGCAGGGGACCUACAACUUCAUGCAGGACUCAGUGUUGGAGUUUGACGGCCAGGCUCUGGACCCAGCCAUUGUGUCUGCUCAGCCCAUGAAGCCUGCGCAGUCUGCGGACCUGCAGCAGAUGAGCUGCCCCUCACCCCUUUCAGAGUCCAGACUUCCUCAAACAAGUGUCGUGCCAGGACCACAGGAAUCCUCACAAGCCUCGAUGUCUCUUUCGUCCGAGCAGUCCCCCGCCCCAUGUUCCCUGUCCUCUGCCUUCCCACCUGUCUCCAAGCCCACACACACUGGAGGCAUCAAUGUCAACGCAGCGCCCUUCCAGUCAGUGCAAGCGGUAUUUAAUAUGAAUGCACCUGUACCUCCAGCCACUGAAGGCCAAGCAGACCCUCUGAAGCAGCCCAGUCAGUUCCCUGGUGGCUAUGGACAGGGUUUCAGCAGCCAGUCAGAGAGUACUGUCAACCAGCCGGAAAUCCCACAGGAAACAUUACAGUCAGUUGUUGGUGGGUUCCAGCCCCAAGAACCAGUCAUGGCUCCAGCAGGAGCUCAUGAAGAGUCGACUCCAGGUGCAGGGUUUGGACAGUCGGGACAGUCCUUCUACAACAGCAGGGCCGCGCCCAGGUCCGGACCCAGGAACGCCCGAGGCGUGAUGAAUGGAUACCGGGGCUCCUCUAAUGGAUUUAGAGGGGGAUAUGAAGGCUACCGCCCUCCUUUCUCAAACGCUCCCAGCGGCGGUUAUGGUCAAACCCAAUUCAACACAUCUCGGGACUAUUCUAAUACCACCUACCAGCGGGAGGGAUAUCAGCAAGGCUACAAGCGGGGAGCCGCCCAAGGACCUCGAGGUUUGUCUCGAGGCAACGCUCAAGCGAUGAGGUCCUAAAGGAUUCCAAGGAUCACCAAGUUGCGCCACGUUGAACAUUCAGGAUUUUUGAAUGUGUUCGCCCCUGUUCACUUUUCUAACAAUGUUUUAUUUCUCAUUGGUAAUCUUAUUUUUUUAACUCCUGGCCUACUACUAUCUGAGUCAGUCUGCUUUGGUCUGUCUAGAUCCUCUUAAUGUUUUAACACAAAAUGCUGAACUUCACCACAUGUAGGAUUAUCAGCAUGUCUGUGUGUUGUAAAACAACAAAUAGAUAUUCCUGUAAACUUGAAAGAUUUCAUUAAUUUAUUUUUUGUACAAAAUAAAUGCAAAAAAUACCCUGCCACUGUCGAUCUAAUUCCAUGCGGUUGAUAUUCUUCUGCCCAGUGUUGCCAGUCACUCUUUCCUUUUUGAUCUAAUACGUCUCAUGAAGGCAUUCGAUGUUUUGGUUUUCUUUUUUUUUUUAACCCCAUUCACCUCUUACGCCAUCACCUCUUUGUAUGCUGAUGUUAUUCAUUGAGACUGUUUCAAUAAAGUUGUGUUCUAUUA
Pleuronectes platessa (European plaice) is the source of this 2591-nucleotide messenger RNA. RefSeq names its product cell cycle associated protein 1a (gene caprin1a). Bases 156 to 2066 code for a protein of 636 amino acids. Lineage: Eukaryota; Metazoa; Chordata; Actinopteri; Pleuronectiformes; Pleuronectidae. Gene Ontology annotation, molecular function: RNA binding. Gene Ontology annotation, cellular component: cytoplasm. The transcript has 17 exons. The record is from RefSeq and is a predicted model, not a curated record.